GCCGCUACAGCGGCCGCGCGAGCAGCUGGAGGAGGAGGAGCAGCGGCGCCGGGCUUCUCCCCGCGGGGGCUCCCAGCAUGGUUGACUAUAUUGUGGAGUAUGACUAUGAUGCUGUACACGAUGAUGAGUUAACUAUUCGAGUUGGGGAAAUCAUCAAGAAUGUGAAAAAACUACAGGAGGAAGGAUGGCUAGAAGGAGAAUUAAAUGGGAGAAGAGGAAUGUUUCCUGAUAAUUUUGUUAAGGAAAUUAAGAGAGAGACAGAAUCCAAGGAUGACAAUUUGCCCAUCAGACGGGAAAGGCAUGGGAAUGUAGCAAGUCUUGUACAACGAAUAAGCACCUAUGGACUUCCAGCUGGAGGAAUCCAGCCACAUCCACAAGCUAAAAACAUUAAGAAGAAGACCAAGAAGCGUCAGUGUAAAGUUCUCUUUGAGUACGUUCCACAAAAUGAGGAUGAACUGGAGCUGAGAAUAGGAGAUAUUAUUGACAUUAGUGAAGAGGUAGAAGAAGGCUGGUGGAGUGGAACCCUGAACAACAAGUCGGGACUGUUUCCCUCAAAUUUUGUGAAAGAAUUGGAAGUAACAGAUGAUGGUGAAACUCGUGAAGCCCAGGAGGAUUCAGAAACUGCUUUGACUGGACCUGCCUUAUCUGUACCCUCUCUGGGAAAUGGGAAUGAAACUGCACCUGGAUCAGUUACACAGCCAAAGAAAAUUCGAGGAAUUGGAUUUGGAGAUAUUUUUAAAGAAGGCUCUGUGAAACUUAGGACAAGGACAUCCAGUAGUGAAACAGAAGAGAAAAAACCAGAAAAGCCCUUAAUUAUACAGUCACUAGGAUCCAGAACUCAGAGCGUAGAGAUAACAAAAACAGACACUGAAGGUAAAAUUAAAGCUAAAGAAUAUUGUAGAACAUUAUUUGCCUAUGAAGGUACUAAUGAAGAUGAACUUACUUUUAAAGAGGGAGAGAUAAUCCAUUUGAUAAAUAAGGAGACUGGAGAAGCUGGCUGGUGGAAGGGUGAACUUAAUGGUAAAGAAGGAGUAUUUCCAGACAAUUUUGCUGUUCAGAUAAAUGAACUAGAUAAGGACUUUCCAAAACCAAAGAAACCACCACCUCCUGCUAAGGGUCCAGCCCCAAAGCCUGAGCUGAUAUCUGCAGAGAAGAAGUAUUUUCCUACAAAGCCUGAAGAAAAAGAUGAAAAAUCAGUGCUGGAACAGAAACCUUCUAAACCAGCUGCUCCACAAGUCCCACCCAAGAAGCCUACUCCACCCACCAAAGCCAAUAAUUUAUUGAGAUCUCCUGGAACAGUGUACCCAAAGCGACCUGAAAAGCCAGUUCCUCCACCACCUCCUGUAGCCAGGAUUAAUGGGGAGGUGUCUACCAUUUCAUCAAAAUUUGAAACUGAGACAGUAUCAAAACCAAAGCUAGAUUCUGAACAGAUACCACUUAGACCAAAAUCAGUAGACCUAGAUUCAUUUACAAUUAGGAGUUUUAAAGAAACAGAUCCUGUAAAUUUUGAUGACAUAGCUUCCUCAGAAAACUUGCUACAUCUCACUGCAAACCGACCGAAGAUGCCUGGAAGACGGCUGCCUGGCCGCUUCAAUGGUGGACAUUCUCCAACUCACAGCCCAGAAAAAAUCUUGAAGUCACCAAAAGAAGAAGAUAGUGCCAACAUAAAGCCAUCUGAAUUUAAAAAGGAUUCAUGCUACUCUCCAAAGCCAUCUGUGUACCUUUCAACACCUUCAAGUGCUUCUAAACCAAAUACGGCUGGUUUUUUAAUUCCAUUAGAAAUGAAAGCUAAAGUAGAAGCAGAUGAUGGGAAGAAAAAUUCAUUGGAUGAGCUUAGAGCUGAGAUGAUUGAGUUGCUGUGCCUUGUGGAAGCACUGAAAAAGGAUCAUGGGAAAGAACUGGAAAAACUACGAAAAGAUUUGGAAGAAGAGAAGGCAAUGAGAAAUCAUCUAGAGGUAGAAAUAGAGAAGCUGAAAAAAGCAGUCCUGUCUUGAAGCGGCCGGACCUGAUGUUUCUAUUGUUACAGGAACUCAGAAGCAACACUAUGAAACUGCAACUGACUUGUUACUUAAAAAUAACAAAUGCUGAUGUGAUGAAGAAAUAUGGGUAUUUGAACUAUAAUAUCUAUAGAAAAGUAGGGGGAGCGUGAGUUUUUUUUUUAUAUAUUUUGUUUUGCCAAUAUGGAAAAAAAAGAGGCCUUAUUUCUUAUGAGCUGGGAUUGCAAACUUUUUUUUUUAGUUUGCUUGAAAAUACUACUGAAUCUGUAUAAAAAGAAAGUUCACAAUAGUUUUUUUAUUGAAACUUGUAUUAUUUUUAAAGAGAUCUAUACUAUAAAUAUGGUGAUAUCUUUACAAAUAAUCUGUAAAAUAUACUAUUUGAGAGGGACAAAUUAGCUUUAUAGUAACUAUAGUCACUACUUUUCCCAUACAUACAUAAUACAUAAGGGAUAUAAACUUUGUGUACAUAUAUAUAUAUAUAUAGAUUUUUUUUUCAUUUUUAGCUUCUUUCCCAGGAUUACACUGUUGUGCCUGUUUGUUUGCAGUGCUGUUUAUGCUCUAGGUUAUGAUAUAGGAGCUUCCUAGCUAUAUACCAGAUUACUCACCAUGCUUAUAGUAAUAACUAAUGAAAUAAUUUCUUCAGCCUUUAGAAUAUUUUAUAUCGCUUGCACUAUAGGAUUCAUAAAAAGAAUUUAAUUAAGAGGUAUUGGAUUGUUAAAUAUAUUUGGGAAAAUAUGAGCUAUAUUUUAAAUUCAUUAGGUCUAAAGAACUAAAAAUGUCAGUUUAAUUCUUAACGUGUUGUGCCUAGAAACUACAGCACAUGUAAUACGCAAACACCAGCCUUAUUGCUGUACUUUUCUGCUUAUUUUACAGGCGUAAAUGUCACUCAUUUCAUGAUCUUAAUUCUUUAUGCCCCUCCCUCUGAUUUUUAAUAAUGGUAAUAUUAGGAAAACAAAACUCAAAAUUUAAAAUUAAGUGUGAGGUUUCAUACUUUUGACAAGUUAUCAUUAUGUAAAUACUCAGGUUUUACAAUGUGUAAUUUAUGUAAUAGACCAAACUAAGUGGUGGAGAUAUUUUGGACUGUCAUUUAGGAACCAACUUUACAAAGAGGGUUAGUGUAUCAUAAAAUGUAACAUUGUAGCUUAUUUAAAACCAAAGGUAAUUGACUAUGUUCAAAAUUCAUUUUCACAAGAUGGAUAAAUUAGUUCCUUCAGAGUCACUUUACAAAAAGUUGAAAAAUUUUAAAUGUUAUAUCUAUAGUCUCAAAAUGUGAGGUUUUAUAUUAAAAGUAGAAAUUUGAUUUUUCAUUUGCAAAAAUAUUUAGAUUUUAAGAUUUAUUGUAGCAAAUAAUUUUCAGAUUUUAAGUACCAUCUAUCAUGCUUCCAUUUUAUGUUAUUUUAAACCACCAAACCAACAUUUUUGCUUUA
Hipposideros armiger (great roundleaf bat) is the source of this 3424-nucleotide messenger RNA. RefSeq names its product CD2 associated protein (gene CD2AP). Bases 78 to 1994 code for a protein of 638 amino acids. Lineage: Eukaryota; Metazoa; Chordata; Mammalia; Chiroptera; Hipposideridae. Gene Ontology annotation, biological process: cell migration; actin filament organization. The transcript has 18 exons. Gene Ontology annotation, molecular function: protein binding. The record is from RefSeq and is a predicted model, not a curated record.